This is a messenger RNA of Rasamsonia emersonii CBS 393.64, 1062 nucleotides long. RefSeq lists its product as uncharacterized. NCBI's taxonomy places the organism in Eukaryota, Fungi, Ascomycota, Eurotiomycetes, Eurotiales, Trichocomaceae. The transcript has 6 exons. The record is from RefSeq and is a predicted model, not a curated record. The coding region runs from base 1 to 1062 and encodes 353 amino acids.
AUGGGCCUGCCGAGGGAGACAGAGAUCGUACCGUCUAAAUCUUUCCUCGAAACUGGUCGAAGAUCCCUCGCUGUCUCUUCUUCUCUUCUUGCCAGAAGGACAAGGACAAGUCAACAGCACCAUGGCUCCGCCAAAGAAAACAAUGCCUCUCCCCCUCCCCGUCCUGCUACAACUGCUACGACUAUUACGACUGCUCUUGCGGGAAACGACCUGAAAAAGAACAAACGGCUGCAGCUGCCACAGUCGCAGCAGCAGCAGCAGGGCAAGCCGAAAAAGAUAGUCAAAAGAGUCCAUUUCGCGGACGACAAUGGUCCUGGGACUCGCUCUCAGUCUGGACUUCGGACUCAGUCUGGACCUCAGACUCAGAAUCAGACUCGAUCUCAACCACAAUCUCAACCUCCUACACGCAUCAACAGGACGAACGACCGCAGAAGGACGCUCAGAUCUGCGUCUGCACCGGUGAGGUCCUCUGCUUCAGCACAAAAAGCACAGUCCGCUGCCCCUUCUGCUCCAAAGAAGGAAACCAGAAAUGUUAUGGCCAUCAGCUCGAUUCUGAACGAGUCUGAGGGUCAUGACCAUGAUGAUAAUCGUUCUUCCGUCAACCACAGCACUCGAGUCAGCGAACCAGCUAGACCAGAACCCAGACCCGGACCCUCUCUUCUCCCUGGUCCUACAUCUACCGCAUCUACCAACUCUCAGCCACUCACUACGAAAGCCAACAACAACGAAAACAACAAGAACAAGAAACCCACCCGCAUCGCCAGCCCUGACACAAUGGAUAUAACAAUGAAACAGUUCGAGGAAGACCAACUCCCAGACGGACAAUCCAUUCCAUUCGACAACCCCAUCGAGUUCUUCCAGCAGCGGAAACAGCUACACUGCCGUUUGAGUUUUCGUGAGGGUGCUGCCUCUGACUGCAUUGCACACGACGUAUGGGACAGCUCGCAGCUCGUUCUUAAUCAGGGAGUGAAUGUUAUGUCCAGUGCAGCAGGAGUGAUGGUGGAUAUGAGGUUAGUUGAUUAUGGAGUGAAUAUGAACAAGGAAUGGAUCGAAUCUGGGUAG